Malus domestica (apple) is the source of this 2782-nucleotide messenger RNA. RefSeq names its product putative N(6)-adenosine-methyltransferase MT-A70-like. The record is from RefSeq and is a predicted model, not a curated record. Gene Ontology annotation, molecular function: methyltransferase activity. Gene Ontology annotation, cellular component: RNA N6-methyladenosine methyltransferase complex; nucleus. NCBI's taxonomy places the organism in Eukaryota, Viridiplantae, Streptophyta, Magnoliopsida, Rosales, Rosaceae.
CUGGGGAAUUGUUUUUGAGGUUUAGCUUCAGCAGCUUCACCUUCUUAAACCUCACUCAAGUCUCAGUCACUUACACAGAAAAAACUACAGCAGCAGCAGCACCAAUGGAGACCCAAUCGGAAGGCGGAGACGAAGCCACCAUAGCCGGCAUCAGAACCAUGGCUCAACAGCUCGAAGCUCGAAUGGAGUCUCAGCGCACCACCCAGCUCGAACUCCUCUCUUACCUCCAAUCCCAAAUCGUCCCCACCAUCGUCCCCACCAUUGAUCUCUCUCUCAAGGUCCUCUCCGCCUUCAACGACCGACCUUUUACUCCAACGCCUCCUCUCCCAAAUUCCAAACCAGACCCCAGAAACCCGGUCGAACCCGCUCUCCCUUCGACCCCAGAAGCCCAGCGCAGCCGCCUACCGUCUCCUGAGCCAAAACUCACAAACCCAAUUGAGCAAAGCCCGAAGCUUUCUCCGAAACAGGCGAAUUCGGAGACAACCCACCAACCCGAACUGGAGAAUUUCAGCCCCAUUGAUGAGAUGGGGAAUCCAUUGUCCCUGGUUCGGGCUAUGGUGGCGGUUUGCUUGCUUGAAAUUGUGCCCUUUUGUCGAAUUGACUCGUCGGCGGUGUUGAGAAAGCUCGAGAGCGACCAAAAAGCGACUGCGGAGGAGAAGGCGGCGCUGCGCGAGAUGGGAGGAGAGUCCGGGGCGAUAUUGGCGGUGGAGAUGGCGCUGAGGUCAAUGUUGGAGGAGAAUGGUGGGGUUGAGUUGGAGGAGUUUGUGGUGGGUGGUAAGUCGGGGAUUAUGGUUUUGGGGAUUGACCGGACUCGGCUGAUGAAGGAAUUGCCUGAAAGCAAGCAAUUUCAGAGUCGAGAUUCGAAUUUGGGAGAUGGGAAUUUGAGUCAGAGUCAGCAGCAAGUGGUGACUAGCGGCCGUGGAGGUGAUGGUAGUGGUGGAGGGGUGUUUGGGAUGGGAGGGCCUAGUUCAAGGCCAAUGCAAGACAUGUGGAUGAACCCUAAUGAUACUCACAUGUCCGGUUUGCCACCUGUGUUCCCUGGGAGUGGACAACCGGGUUCAUUUAUGGGUCCAAGGGGUGCUCCUAGUCCUAGAGUUAUGGGCAUGAUGGGAAUGCCUAGAGGGAUGGGUGGUGUUCCUCCAAUGCAUAGAGCUAAUAGUAUGGGGCCAAAUGCAACAAUGGAUAGCCCCAAUUCAGUGUCGUAUAAGCCGCAGAGUGAAGAGGAUGAACUGAAGGAUGUUGAGGCAUUGCUGAAUAAGAAGACUUUUAGGGAGUUGCAGAAAUCAAAAACUGGUGAGGAGAUUUUGGACCUCAUUCACCGGCCAACUGCGAAGGAGACUGCUGUAGCUGCCAAGUUCAAAACCAAAGGUGGUUCACAAUUGAAGGAAUACUGCUCAUCCUUAACAAAGGAGGACUGCCGUCGUCAGUCUAAUUCCGUACUUGCUUGUGAGAAGGUCGGUACCCAAAAAUUCCUGCUGGCAAGUGUAAUGGUUCAUUUUAGGCGAAUAAUCGCUCUACAUACUGAUGUCAAUUUAGGAGACUGUUCUUUUCUAGAUACUUGUCGUCACAUGAAGACGUGCAAGUAUGUCCACUAUGAGCUUGAUCCAACACCUGAUGUCUCACACAUGAUGAUGGGGCCUCGAGAUCUCGGUCCCCCUAGACAAUUAAGGCCUCAACGUGCUGAAUACUGUUCUGAGGUAGAACUUGGUCAACCACAGUGGAUUAACUGUGAUAUACGCAACUUUAGAAUGGAUAUUCUAGGGCAAUUUGGAGUGAUAAUGGCAGAUCCACCAUGGGACAUUCAUAUGGAAUUGCCCUAUGGGACAAUGGCUGACGAUGAAAUGCGCAAUCUUAAUGUUCCAGCAUUGCAGACGGAUGGUCUGAUUUUCCUUUGGGUCACUGGACGUGCAAUGGAGCUUGGGCGUGAAUGUUUAGAACUUUGGGGAUACAAGCGAAUUGAGGAGAUAAUUUGGGUAAAGACUAAUCAACUCCAACGAAUAAUUAGAACAGGGCGGACUGGCCACUGGCUUAAUCAUAGCAAGGAGCAUUGUCUUGUUGGAAUAAAGGGGGAACCCUUAGUAAAUAGAAAUAUUGAUACUGAUGUCAUUGUUGCCGAGGUCAGAGAGACAAGCCGUAAGCCAGAUGAGAUGUAUCCUUUGCUGGAGAGGGUAAGUCCAAGGACAAGAAAGCUAGAACUGUUUGCUCGCAUGCACAAUACUCAUGCAGGGUGGAUGUCACUAGGUAAUCAACUGAGUGGUGUAAGAUUGGUGGAUGAAGGCCUGCGUGCAAGAUUCAAAGCUGCUUAUCCGGAUGUGGAGGUGCAGCCCACUUCCCCACCCAGGCCCUCUGCUAUGGAAGUCGACUCUAAUGCUGCCCAAAUGCGGAGUCCAUUCUCAGAACCUGCAGUUCCGGAGGCACCCUAUGCUGCUUCUGAAGUGAGGCCAUCACCAGUGGAUGUUGAAAUGGCCGGUUGAGUAUCCAUUAGAUCCAUCACAAUUACUCAACCAAAACACCGUUCCGUUGUUUGUACUGAGAUGUCGAAAGGAAGUCCCGCCCGACCCUUGCUCGGAUUAUGAUAGUAAUGUAAUGAGGUUGAGAGGGACUCCAUGAUCGUCGUCGAUUUUGUCAGAUGUGUUUACCUCUUUUUAGUAUUAAGAUUAGAAGAAAGAAAAAAAAAAAGGGUAGUAACGAGGCUUAGAUAGUGUACUUCUGUGCCAUAUAUAAUCGAGCAUGCAAUGUUUUACAGUUACUAUAGUUCUGAGCUUAUGAUGUUUGAUCGUUA